AUGGCGUGGGGCCAGCGGCACCCCCUGAGCCCGUUCGGGAGCUCGCCGUCCCUGCUGCUGUGUUGCUCCAGGACCGCUCUGGGGCAGCUGAUUGAGCCAGACCUCUCGGUUCUUGGUGGACGAAGAAAUGGCUGUGAAGUGGAUCUCCUCCCGGCCUCCCAUCCUUGUCUAAGAUCCUCCUCCCACUCCUCGGAUUUCAGGUCGGACGAUGCUAGCAUCAUGGGUAACACAACAGAAGGACGGGUGCUAAAUGAGAAAAAGCACCCACUCAGAGUAAACCAAGUUAUUACCCUGUGCUGUAUCUUCAAAUGUCGGAUCCCGCGGACCAAGAAGGAGAUCGAGGCCCGUUAUGCCAAACGGAAAGCCGCCAAAAAGUACGCCGACAAACUGGAUGGGGUGCCGCCGCUCAACGAGCUCACGGAAAUACCAGGAGCGGCUCCAACCCCAGGGGAGAACAAAGAGGAGGAGGAAGAAGAGGUCCCCACCGUCUCCGGCAAGGUCGACGAGAAGAACGGCUCCAAGAAGAAGAAAGAGGGCGAGAAAGGAGGCAAGGAAGGAUCCAAAAAGAAGAAGCCAGAGGAAGAGAAGGCCAAAGGGGAGGCAGCAGGGGGGGAACAAGGGAACUCCAAGGCCUCCACCAAGAAACCGGCACCCAAGAAAUGAGCAGCAAUGACCCAACUGGAGAUGAAAAGCGAGGCAGGAUAUGCCUGGCCCAGCAGACCAGGUUAUGGGAUACACUUGUUCUGCAAAACAUAAGAACAUAAGA
This is a messenger RNA of Sphaerodactylus townsendi, 766 nucleotides long. It is a transcript of the gene TMIE, whose product is annotated as transmembrane inner ear. The record is from RefSeq and is a predicted model, not a curated record. The transcript has 5 exons. Bases 1 to 663 code for a protein of 220 amino acids. Lineage: Eukaryota; Metazoa; Chordata; Lepidosauria; Squamata; Sphaerodactylidae.